ACAACUUGCAGAUGGAUCUUUCAUAUAUUUGCUUUUAUAUGUAGAUGACAUGUUGAUUGCAUAUAAAAGCAAGGUGGAGAUAGAUCGAUUGAAAACUCAACUGAGUCAAGAGUUUGAAAUGAAAGAUCUAGGAGAAGCACAAAGAAUAUUAGGGAUGGAGAUUAACAAAGAUAAGGUGAAAAACACAGUUCACCUCACUCAGAAGCAGUAUCUGGAGAGAGUACUACAACGUUUCAACAUGAACUCAAAGACGAAACAGGUAAGCACUCCAAUUGUCCCAUAUUUCAAACUCAGUGCAUUGCAGUCUCCUAAAAGUGAUGAAGAGCGGGACUAUAUGAAAAAUGUCCCGUAUGCAAGUGUUGUAGGAAGCUUGAUGUAUGUCAUAGUGUGUACACAACCUGAUAUCUCCCAAGCCAUCAGUUUAGUCAGCCGAUAUAUACAUAAUCCUGGAAAGACACAUUGGCAUGCGGCUAAAUGGAUUCUACGGUACAUUCUAGGGACCGUAGAUCUUGGUUUGAAGUUCGAGAAGAGUGAAGAUAGUCUAGUCACUGGAUAUGUUGACUUAGACUAUGCUGGUGAUCUUGACAAACGACGAUCGACAACUGGAUAUGUGUUCACUAUGGCUGGAGGACCGGUUAGUUGGCGAUCUAUUUUGCAAUCUACAAUUGCACUAUCCUCAACGGAGGCUAAAUACAUGGCUGUGACAAAAGUCAUGAAAGAAGCCAUUUGGUUACAGGGAUUGGUAACAGAUUUGGGCUUUAAAUAGCAAGAGGUUACCGUUUACUGUGACAGUCAGAGUGCAAUUCAUCUGACCAAGAAUCAAGUAUAUCAUUCUCGAACAAAGCAUAUAGAUGUU
Messenger RNA from Juglans microcarpa x Juglans regia, 856 nucleotides. Its product is annotated as secreted RxLR effector protein 161-like. The coding region runs from base 50 to 766 and encodes 238 amino acids. NCBI's taxonomy places the organism in Eukaryota, Viridiplantae, Streptophyta, Magnoliopsida, Fagales, Juglandaceae. The transcript has a single exon. The record is from RefSeq and is a predicted model, not a curated record.